GUCAAUUACAAGAAAAUCUCCUGGUUAUUGCUAAAUGAGAAGCAGGUGUAGGAGGCGCCGAUCAAUACGUCGACGCGACCAUAGAGCGAGGUAAUGAGUAUCAACAAAGAGACACACGCAACCAAACUGAUCUCACGACUGCUUUGAACUAUUGUUCACCACCUCAUCAUUUACAAACGAGAACCUCAAUUACUGUCACGCGUUUCGAAUACAUGCGAAAGGCGGAAAUAUCGCGAUGAAUUUCAAAGGAGAGAGCCCUCACGCCCUGGGUCAUGAGAGCUCAAAGCCACGUCGGCGUUUACCAUUCGCGAUGAUUGGGGUGUCACUCAUCUGCUUUGCCCUUUUCCGUAUCUUCAUAUCGACGAUGUCAAUUACACCGGCAUCAAGGAACGAUCUCACGAAGUAUCGGUAUCCUGGUGAGAGUAUAGAAUGGGAGAGAUGUGGACACCUCAAAAAUGGGCGGCGACUCGAGGUUGGCAUUUGCCGUAAUAUUCACAGUCCCUGUUGCUGAUCGGUCGACUGUGUAGUGCAGCACUAUCAGUGUACCAAUGGACCAAUUCAAUCAGCAUCACUUCAGGAAUGAAACAUUUACUAUCCCGCUUAUCCGUCUGCGUGGUCGCCAUGCUAAGCAAAACAUACUUCUCAAUCCUGGGGGCCCGGGAGGCUCUGGUAUCUGGUUCAUUCAUCGACUGGGAGAACAGCUAAGCACAAUCAUCGGUGAAGACUUGCACCUUGUCGCGUUUGAUCCUCGGGGCGUCAAUGGGAGCAGACCUUUCGCAGACUGUUACCCAGAUGACGAGACACGGCAUUCACUUGGGUCUGUGAGAGAUCAGCGUGUGCUGGAAGAUAGCGCAGAAGUCUACGCCUGGACUAAGAACUAUGUUCGAGCAUGCGCCGAGACUAUGGGAGAACACGGCAAGCACCUCAACACGCCGCAGACCGCAGCCGACAUGAACAGCAUCAUAGAUGCGCUUGGCCAAGAUGAUAUGAUAUACUGGGGGUUCAGCUAUGGUACGAUACUCGGACAGACGUAUGCUGGGCUUUUCCCGGAGCGAUCUCGACGAAUCAUCAUUGACGGUGUCAAUAAUGUGUUUGACUGGUACGGCGGUCUCUUGGAUACGGAGGAUUUGGUCGACUCUGAAACUGUCUUUGAUGGAUUCUUGGACGAAUGUAUCAAGGCUCGAGAAGACUGCCCAUUGGCGCGUUUCGGGCCAUCAAAAGAAGCGCUUCGGGAGAGAAUACUGUCCCUAGCCUCUGCCCUUCGUCAAGAUCCAUUGAAUGUCUACGUCGAUAAUCGGCGAUAUGGUUUACUGGAUGACAGGACACUUCUUUAUGAUGCUCAUAAUGCUAUACCUGCGGCGCUGAAAAAGCCUGUAACAUGGCCCACGCUGGCCGAGAACCUCGCCAAAUGGCUUGACGGCAAUGCUACUGAUGCGUUCCUAGCGUACGGACUUGGAAAGCCGUGGCCGUCGGCUGGUGAUGCGGAGCGCUUUGUCAUGUUGAAUGAUGGCGCGUCAGGAGCCCGAUAUUGGCCUCAGGAUCGACAGACUAUGCUUGAUUGGCUUGUCCCGUUCAUCAACAGAAGCAUAUUCGCUCCCACGGAACACGGGGUUUACUACGCAAAGCAGCAAUGGCUGGUACCCAAAACACACAGCUACGUACCUUCGCAUACUGUCCAGACAGCUCAUCCCCUCUUGAUUCUGACCAUGACGUAUGAUCCUGUGUGUCCUCUGAUCUCGGCCAGAUCGGCACAGCGAGCGUUUCAAGGGAGCCAGAUUGUCGAGGUCGAAGGAUAUGGGCACUGCUCUACCGCGAUGCCUUCGGUUUGCUUAGCACGCCAUGUGCGAGCCUAUCUACAGAACGGGACGGUUCCAGCAUUACACACGAAGUGUAAAGUUGAUGGGACUUACUUUCCUCCGAUUCAGGAACGCGUUAAUAUUGAAGAGAUUGCUAUCGAGCUUUUCGAAGAGGUUGAGGAUCGAAGGAUAUUUACUGCACAAGUUGAACUAGCAAGGAAUUGGUGAAAAGGUAAUGUGUGACCACCAAGGGAUAGCCAACCAAGAGCAUUCACCCCUUUAAUACAUAUUAAAUGUCCGAAUCAAGUACAAGAGU
Molecule: messenger RNA, 2112 nt
Organism: Xylaria bambusicola
Lineage: Eukaryota; Fungi; Ascomycota; Sordariomycetes; Xylariales; Xylariaceae
Product: Alpha/Beta hydrolase protein
Exons: 2
Coding region: 549-2024 (491 amino acids)
Source: RefSeq, a predicted model, not a curated record